This is a messenger RNA of Alosa sapidissima (American shad), 3060 nucleotides long. RefSeq lists its product as uncharacterized. The transcript is spliced from 2 exons. The record is from RefSeq and is a predicted model, not a curated record. The coding region runs from base 1296 to 2552 and encodes 418 amino acids. NCBI's taxonomy places the organism in Eukaryota, Metazoa, Chordata, Actinopteri, Clupeiformes, Clupeidae.
AGCUAAAGGAACUGGUUCUUAAGGAUAAAUCUUAGCACUCAGCUGGAACGGGAACAAGCUCUGAAAUAAAGAAACCAUCAGUACGCUACAACUGUCCGGCUGGAGUUUGCUACAGUAAGAGCUUGACCCUCAUCGAUUCUGACGACUGUCUGAUGUUCUACAGUGCUGUGACGGCUUGGUGUCCACAAGGAAAGGUCUACACGGUGUGUCUGCCUGCCACAACUCUAACGGACGGUUCUUCGUGGAGCAGAGCACUUUCGGAGGACUCACAUCUAAUCAGCUAACGUUAUUCAGACAGCAAUUAGCCUACUGGGAGUCGGUGCAACGGUCAAGAACUGUUUUAGCCUACACAUCUUCACGGCAUUGAACUGUGAGUAACCUACAGUACAUUCAAUAAGGUGAUCAACGGAUUCACAUUUCGGAUUGAGAGAGAACGGCUCUCCCCCCCAGUCAAGCGUAACGGAAUUGUCGCGAAGGAUCUGUCGCUUACACAAUUACAGACAGGCACACACUCACACGCAUUGGCUAUAUACUGAUUUGCAUUCACAAAAGAAAAGGACUCUUGCAAUUGAAAACAAUUUCUGCAUGUUUUCUUGUUUGCAUAUUUUCCAUUGUAUUAAUUUUCACAUUAUCAGUAAUCAGAGAGUUUACAUACUACUUCAAUGCUAUAAUUGUUUUAUGGUGAUAAUCUAAUAAUAAUAUAGAUAAACAGUAUUUUAUUGAGACCUCAAUAUUAGCCUAUUAAGGGUUUUUUUUCUAUUCAUCUAAUUGAAAAUGUAAGUCAUAAUGCCAGUAUCAGAUGGUGUAGGGGAGUUGGGAGAUCAGGUGGCUUGUGUCCUGCAUGGAACAGAGGACUCGCAGAAUAUACCCCAUCCAGACGCAGAAACAUCUGAAGGACUAUGGAGGCAAGUAAUGAAAACAAAACAACAAAGUCUGAAUGAUCACCAGGUACAACUUCGGAGAGAUGAUUUGCCACCAGAGGAUCUUCGACACUCUGAACAUACACAAAAUCCCACAGAGAACAUGACCUGGACAUCAAGAUGAAGAGGCCAAGACAAGGCUACUCGCUAUUUAUGAAAAGUGGAAGAUUCAAGCACGCACAGCAAAAUAACAACUGAAGUCAUUCAUGCCAAAGAAUCAGCUGUGGCCACUCAUUGAUGAACUCAAGAGAGGUAGAGAAAACAUAAAGCAAGUAUACUCUGACAUAAAAAGGCUCAUGGCACCAUCUAUUGAAUUAACAAGACGAGUUGACAUGUGAAUCAGUAACAACAGAUAUUAUCAUAAUUGCUUAUAGAAUGCUAGACACUGAAAGCGAGUUUAAUGCGAGAGAUAACAGAUACUGCCUUCAUGACUUGCCUAGCCAUGAUAAUGCAUUUUCUGUCUAUGGAUCUGCUCCCUCGUUGGUAAAUGACAACACAUCUAACCGUCAUUCGGUGAUAUCAUCAAUGGCGGCCAAACGUACAGAAGCAGCAGCAGAAUUGGCAGCAAAAGAAACUGAGUAUGAGAUGAUGCUCAAAGAACACAAACAAAGAGAGUUGAUACAAGAGCUGGAGGAAACUCAACGAAAAGAACUGGAGGUCCAACGCCGUACUCUGAAACGACUGCAGACAGAAAGGGAGUUGAAAGUCGCUCAAGCCAAGCUGGAGGUCUACAACAAGGAGACUGUUGCUGAUCCCAAAGGAAGUGAGCAUGGAACAAAGAUCACAUCUUUACCUGUCACUGUCCCUCUGUCUCAUUCUGCAACGCCCCUUCAGUCUGACACCCCUUCACUUGCCCAGGUUUUACAAGACAAUCUAACUUUGAACAGGCUUCCAGUUUCAGAACCAUUAAUUUUCAGUGGUGAUCCUAUGCAAUGUAUGGAAGGCCUGUUAAUAGGUAACAACUGUUCCAGAGUGAUUGCGCCAAAGCAAGACAUUCUCGAUGGAAACGAGGAGCCCUAUGCUGUGAAGACAGACUUGGGAUGGAGCAUUGCAGGACAGCCAUCACAAGGUCCUGGCUCAUUGAACAUAAGUCGUUUCUGUCAAAGAAUCAAUGCCAAUAAAAUGCCUCCAACAACUUCUACUAAUGCCAUUCACCUUCUGGAGCCUGACUUCAAAAAUUGCAACAAAGAUACAACAAAGAUUUCACAAGAUGACAUCAACUUUCCCAACAAGCUAGAUGAAGUUAUAAGGAAGAACACACACAGUCAUUAUGAUAUGCCUCUACCCUUCAAAGACAGACCAAGCCUGCCAGAUAACAAAGUAUCCAUGUUGGCCAAGAAACGCCUCGAUCAUAUUAGGAGAAAGACCUGCAUAGAGAAAUGCAUUAAAACCUGCAUAAAGAAACACAUAAUGAGAAAGAGAAGGAGACAGACAUGCACAAAAAGAAGGAGGAGAGGACAAACAUUCUUAAAGAGAAAGAGAAGAAAGACCUGCAUAGAGACAUGCAUUAAGAUCUGCAUAAGGAAACACAUAAUGAGAAAGAGAAGGAGACAGACAUGCACAAGAAGAAGAAGAAGGAGAAAAACAUUCUUAAAGAGAAAGAGGAGAAAGAGAUGCAUAACUAAGAGUUAGCGCCACCAUAAGAUGUCUGAAGUUGAGUGUCCAAUCCAGAAGCUUGUCCUCCUGCUGGAUACUGGCUAAUCUGACUUCCUCUCCCUAAAACCAUCUAUCCCCAUUAGUGUUUCCCUUUAAUAUUGUUUGGGUAAUAUUUUUAGUCAUUUUCAAGUUUAAAUCAUUGAUCACUCCCAUUGUCCCAUUAAUCACUCAUGAUUGGUGGGAGUGUAAAUAAACAUGUCUUGUUUAUUUGUUUUUGUUUAAAUAUACCUGUUGUUUAUUUGUUUUUGUUUAAUUUCAAUUCAUAUGUAUCAUUUAUAUUUGACUUAAAAUUCCAUUGGUACAGUAGCUUACAUAAGACAUUCCACAAGGUGCAUUCUAAGCAAAGAUUCUAGAGCGCUCCGCCAACCAUCAGAAACCAUCAGUACGCUACAACUGUCCGGCUGGAGUUUGCUACAGAACUUGUCUAACAAAUGCUGUUGAUAUUGAAUCCAGUUACUCCAUUUCCUUUACUUAUGCCACACCA